AUGGCAUCAAUGGGAUCUUUUCCUUCUGGGGUCGACACUUCCUCAUUUCUUCACGGCGCGGGUCAUCAUCACCUGCGCGUGAUUCCAUUACUUGCUUACGGGCCGAGAAAAAAGUGCGCGGAGGUUAGGGGUUUUGUUGCAGAUUGUAAUUUAGCUGGGGUUUCUAGGAAUUUGGCCGUAGAUUCUACAGUUAGGUUAUCUCGGUGCGGCCGGCGGCGGCCGCGGACGACCCACUUCGUAAAAGCCGCUGCGGAGGGCGGUGGAGGGAGCGAUGCCGAGGAGGAUGAAUCGAAGGAGGACGCUUUACAGGCCACGAUCGAGAAAAGCAAAAAGGUUCUUGCAAUACAAAAGGACCUUUUGCAACAGAUUGCUGAAAGGAAGAAACUAGUGUCGUCGAUUAAUAACACCAUAAUUGAUUCACAACAGUCGAUUAGGGAUAACACCAGUGCUGUUCCUGGCGAAGAUCCAAAAGAACUCGGAAAAGAGGUUCCUCGUGAUAUUAAGCCUAAAGAUUCUGUACAUUCUUCGAAAAUUGAUAUGCUCAAAGACUUCAAGAGAACUGCAGAAGCAUAUCCAGACAAAAAGGGGAAGGAUGCUAAUGUAAAGACAGCCACAUUACCUGAUAUACUAUUGAGCAAAAAGGACGAGGUACUUGAAGAUGUUAAGAAAUCGAGUCCAGAGGGAGUAAAUGGUAAAAUUCAACAUCCCAAAAAUGAAGAUUUAAAAGUAAAACCCCCUCCACUAGCUGGGGCCAAUGUGAUGAACGUUAUAUUGGUUGCUGCUGAGUGUGCUCCUUGGUUUAAAACGGGUGGGCUUGGUGAUGUUGCUGGGGCUUUACCUAAGGCUUUGGCUAGGCGUGGACACAGAGUCAUGGUUGUUGUACCUCGCUAUAAUAAUUGUGCUGAAGGUAAAGAUUCGGGUGUUCGGAGGAGAUAUAAAGUAGAUGGUCAGGAUAUGGAGGUUAAUUACUUCCACGCUUACAUUGAUGGUGUAGACUUUGUUUUUAUCGACAGUCCUAUUUUCAGGCACAUUGGGAAUAAUAUUUAUGGAGGAAAUCGUGUGGACAUUCUUAAGCGCAUGAUCUUGUUUUGUAAAGCUGCUGUAGAGGUGCCUUGGUAUGUUCCAUGUGGUGGAAUCUGCUAUGGAGAUGGGAAUUUAGUUUUCAUAGCUAACGAUUGGCACACCGCCUUAUUGCCUGUGUACCUCAAAGCAUAUUAUCGUGACCAUGGGUUAAUGAAAUACACAAGAUCGGUCCUCGUGAUUCACAAUGUAGCUCAUCAGGGUCGUGGGCCCAUGGACGACUUCUCGUUCGUGGACCUGCCCGAACACUACUCGGACCUCUUCCGGGUCUACGACCCGAUCGGCGGUACGCACUUCAACAUCUUCGCGGCGGGCCUCAAGUCUGCCGACCGGGCCGUGACUGUAAGCCACGGCUACGCGUGGGAACUCAAAACCCCCGAGGGCGGUUGGGGCCUUCACGGCAUCAUCAACGACAUCGACUGGAAGCUUCGAGGCAUCGUCAACGGCAUCGACACGGACGAGUGGAGCCCCGAGCUCGACUCGCACCUUGAAUCCGACAACUACACAAACUACUCCCUCGAAACCCUCAAAACGGGCAAGUCCCGUUGUAAGCGGGCCCUACAAGCCGAGUUGGGCCUCCCGGCCCGCGAAGACGCCCCGCUCAUCGGUUUCAUCGGGAGGCUCGACCCGCAGAAGGGAGUUGAUUUGAUAGCCGAGGCCGUGCCGUGGAUCGUGGGCCAGGACGCGCAGCUCGUGAUGCUCGGAACGGGCCGGGCUGAAUUGGAAAAUAUGUUGAGGGAGUUCGAGGCCCGGUACAAGGAUAAAGUGAGGGGGUGGGUGGGAUUCUCCGUGAGGAUGGCGCACCGGAUUACGGCGGGGGCCGACGUUUUGCUGAUGCCGUCAAGGUUCGAGCCGUGCGGGCUGAACCAGAUGUAUGCUAUGAGGUACGGGACGGUGCCGGUUGUGCAUGCGGUGGGUGGGCUGAGGGAUACGGUUAAAAGUUUCGACCCGUAUGGGGAAACAGGCCUCGGGUGGACUUUUUCGCGGGCCGAGGCCGGGGAGAUGAUACACGCGCUCGGUAAUUGCUUGCUGACUUAUAGGGAGUAUAAGGAGAGUUGGGAAGGGCUGCAGAGGAGGGGAAUGGCGCAGAAUUUGAGUUGGGAUAAUGCGGCUCAGAGUUACGAGGAGGUUCUUGUGGCUGCUAAGUAUCAGUGGUGA
Striga hermonthica is the source of this 2238-nucleotide messenger RNA. NCBI's taxonomy places the organism in Eukaryota, Viridiplantae, Streptophyta, Magnoliopsida, Lamiales, Orobanchaceae. The record is from the annotation of a GenBank genome assembly.